AACAACCACCACAAUCCACAUAGUCUUCCUCUCUGUCAAAUAUUGAUACAAAUAUGUUAAAACCUGGAAAACUUCCAUGUUUAACCUUCAUGCUAAGCAAGGUUAGGUGAGUGACAGCAACUUUGAACAUCAAACUCCCUUCAACAACUUUUUGCAAAAUCCUUCCUUUUACAACAUCUCUUGUACAAGGUGUCUUUUACAAUUCAACUAAUCAAAAACUUAUCAUAUGAGUGAUUUCCAAAUUGAAAUAACUUGACCAAGAACACCAAUAGUACUCUAGUUAAAGCCAGAGUACCAAUAUUGGUUCUUAUUUUUCUUUGUUAUUGAAUGAAACAAACAAUGCAGCUUCUCAUAUCACCAAGUCUAAGGCAUGUUACUCUCCUACCAGCUAAAGGUUUCAAGGAGUUCAUCAAAGUAAAAGUUGGUUCAAGACGAUUAUCGUAUCUCAUGGUCUUCUAUUCACUCCUGCUUUUUACAUUUCUUCUCCGGUUUGUCUUCGUUUUAACAGCUGUAGACACCAUCGAUGGUGAACGAAAAUGUUCAACGCUAGGUUGCUUGGGGAGAAAAAUUGGACCAAGGAUUUUGGGAAGACAGCUCGAAUCAACUGUUCCAGAGGUGAUAUACCAAGUAUUGGAGGAACCUUCAGACCAGAUUGAAAUGGAAGCAGGUCCCGAAACUCCUCAAACAUUAGAAGAGUUUAUGGCAGAAAUGAAGGACACAAAGCCAGAUGCAGAAACCUUUGCUGUCAAACUUAAAGCUAUGGUAACUCUCCUUGAACAAACAACAAGAACUGCCAAAAUUCAAGAGUACCUUUAUCGGCAUGUGGCAUCUAGUGGCAUCCCGAAACAGCUGCACUGUCUUGAUCUCAAGCUAGCGCAUGAGUAUUCUAUCAACGCCAAUGCCCGUCUCCAAUUACCAUCAGCGGAACUUGUUCCUGCCCUGGUUGAUAAUUCAUAUUUCCAUUUUGUCCUUGCCUCUGACAAUAUUCUUGCUGCUUCUGUUGUUGCAUCAUCGCUCGUCCAGAACUCUUUCCGCCCUGAAAGAGUUGUCCUUCACAUAAUCACGGAUAGCAAAACCUUCUCACCGAUGCAAGCUUGGUUUUCAUUACAUCCUUUGACACCUGCAAUCAUCGAGGUUAAAGCGUUGCACCAUUUUGAUUGGUUAACAAAGGGAAAGGUCCCAGUUCUGGAAGCAAUGGAAAAAGACCAGAAAGCAAGAUCACAAUUCAGGGGAGGAUCAUCAGCAAUCGUAGCAAAUACAACCGAAAAGCCUCAUAUCAUUGCAGCAAAGUUGCAAGCCCUCAGUCCCAAAUACAAUUCCCUAAUGAACCACAUAAGGAUAUAUUUGCCAGAAUUGUUUCCCAGUCUUGAUAAGGUAGUCUUCCUGGAUGACGACGUCGUCGUUCAAACUGAUCUUUCAUCUCUAUGGGACAUUGACAUGAAUGGAAAGGUGAAUGGAGCAGUGGAGACAUGUAGGGGAGAGGACAAAUUUGUGAUGUCAAAGCGCUUCAAAAGCUAUUUGAAUUUUUCUCAUCCUAUGAUAUCAAACAACUUUGAUCCGAAUGAAUGCGCAUGGGCUUAUGGCAUGAAUAUUUUUGAUCUAGAAGCAUGGAGAGAAACAAAUAUAAGUCAAGCAUACCAAUAUUGGCUUGAACAGAACUUGAAGUCAGACCUAAGUUUGUGGCAGCUAGGAACAUUACCUCCAGGUCUAAUUGCAUUUCACGGUCAUGUCCAUGCCAUUGAAUCCUUCUGGCACAUGCUAGGACUCGGGUACCAAGAUAAUACGAGUAUUGCGGACGCUCAAAGUGCUGGUGUGAUCCACUUCAACGGUCGAGCAAAACCUUGGCUAGAUAUAGCAUUCCCUCAACUUCGACCCUUGUGGACAAAGUAUGUCAACUUCUCUGAUAAAUUUAUCAAUAGCUGUCAUAUUAGAGAAACUUGAACCUGGGGAAAGGAUUUGUUGACCAUGUUGCUUGUAAACAAGAAACAAAAUUUUGAGAAAGGUGAACCAUGUAUAGAAGGUUUCGCUCCGUGACGCGAGAUGGCAACAGCCCCGAGCCUGACAUUCUGGAACUCUUCAAGGCUACUAUACUUUCUGCUUCCCUGAUGUACUUUACUCUAUAGUUAGAUAUUGUACAAUUUACGGUGGAUUCUUUCACUAAAUAAUACUUAGAUAUAAUAAGAAAAGAUACUCUUCCAUCCAA
This is a messenger RNA of Nicotiana attenuata, 2203 nucleotides long. RefSeq names its product probable galacturonosyltransferase 12. The record is from RefSeq and is a predicted model, not a curated record. The transcript is spliced from 6 exons. The coding region runs from base 328 to 1941 and encodes 537 amino acids. NCBI's taxonomy places the organism in Eukaryota, Viridiplantae, Streptophyta, Magnoliopsida, Solanales, Solanaceae. Gene Ontology annotation, molecular function: polygalacturonate 4-alpha-galacturonosyltransferase activity.